Molecule: messenger RNA, 1729 nt
Organism: Seriola dumerili (greater amberjack)
Lineage: Eukaryota; Metazoa; Chordata; Actinopteri; Carangiformes; Carangidae
Gene: tektl1
Product: coiled-coil domain containing 105
Exons: 8
Coding region: 1-1422 (473 amino acids)
Source: RefSeq, a predicted model, not a curated record
AUGCAGGUCCAGUCGGUUCCCCUCGGCUCUGUCACCAUCGGACCGCUGUCCUGGCGCGAUGGGACGGUCCGCUCCAUUCAGCGGGCGGAGCGCCUGGUGCGGCAGACUCGGGCAGGGCGGUCCCGGAUCAGCAGCAGCGCCGCCGGUUUCACCCCGAAGCGCUCAGGCGGCACAGCGGAAACAUCCGAAGAUAAGAUCCCAGAGGAGGAAUGCGGAGAGGGUCGUGACUGCAUCUGCGAAAACAAGAUGUUGAGGCCCCAGACUACAGGAGCGACGUUCCCCAGUGGGUCCCAGAGGACACCUGUGGCCCCAUUCCCACCUACCAGCCUGCGUGAGCAGUGUGCUGGAGCCAGCGCCGCGGUAGCCGGUGAGUACAUGCGGAGGGUGCGGGAGGUGGAGGGCCAGCUGCGCAGGCAGGCCGGCAGGGUGACCCAGGAGGGGAUCAAGCUGGAGAGGGAGAGGGGUCACCUGGAGAGGAUGCUGCGCAGCCUCAGGACUGAUCUGACCGUCAACAGGAGGAGCUCAGAGGGGAGGACCAGGAGGCCAUCCACUGCUGAGACGGAGAGAGAUGGUGCUGAUUACUUGCUGUUGUGUGAGAGAAGAGAGCUGGCUGAGCUGAAACAAGAUCUGGAGGGAGCACUGAGAAACACACUCACCCAGCUACAGGCCCUGGGUCAGAGCAGCAGACGGCUGCUGGACUGUGCCAGUGAAAGGGCUCGUGUCCUGGAGCUGCUGCCGCACAGCGGUUCUGCUGGAGGACACGGCAACGCUGCCCAGACCUUCACCAAAACGGACGCCAUCAGCCCCUUUACACCAGAGUGUAAACAGGUUUUAGAGUCAUCAACUUUGACAGUCAACCAGUCACUGCUACUGAGGGAAAACAUCAGACAGAUGCUGACCAACGCCAUCGCCAGGCAGAAAGCUGCUCACUGUACCGUCAACGAUGGCCUGGUGAAGAAAAUCGCAGAGACAGUCAGUCUGCAGCAAAACCUGACUGUGAUGUCUGCAGCCGCCCGACAGGCCAUGUUUCGCAAGCAGAGGCAAAUAAACUGCAUUCGUCACAGCCACGGCAGAGCGCAGGGUCCAGAGUACAGUGGCGAUAUACUGUCCAGAGAGAAACUCAACAGGCCUCUGGUGCAGGUUUAUCAGAGACACCCGGGCACGCAGUUACCUGAGGCUGCUCAUCUCAUACAGAGCAGUGCGGUGCUGAAGCAAUGUCUAAUGUCCUCUGAGGCUGAGCUGGCGAGGUUGCAGCGCGCCUGUCUGCAACUACUGGAUGACCUGCACGGCAAGAGAGCAGCAGUGCGAGUGGAUGCAGGUGUCGUCCGCAUGAGGCGUCAGCAGGUCGACAAGCGAACCGUGCCUUCUUUCCUCCAGCAGGGGGCAUCCAGAGGCCAACUCUCCUUGUCUUGUGUUGAGUAGAGCUGCAGCAGGGAGAGAGAGAUGAUAGCCUUAAUUUGAUGUGUGGUGAGAAUUGAAAGCAGCUGUGUGCAAAAAGUUCUGGUUCAUGUAGGUCAGAAUAGAAUAAAAGCUGCACUAUAUGGCCAAAAGUAUAAAGACACCCUGGUCAUUUAUUCCUGUUUACGUUUGAUCUUGGGCUCGGCCCUUUAGAAUCACCUUUGGACCAGUUUAGACAAGGCCCUUUCCUGUUUCAGUUCACCCAGAGCACAAACUGAUAUCCAUAAAGAUUUUCCCAGCUUGGUCAUUUGGCCUUCUUCUGCCCUCUGCC